Messenger RNA from Lactuca saligna, 1242 nucleotides. Lineage: Eukaryota; Viridiplantae; Streptophyta; Magnoliopsida; Asterales; Asteraceae. The record is from the annotation of a GenBank genome assembly.
AUGGAAGCAUCUAACGGUAAGUAUCUCACUAUAGAUUUUCACUUCAACGACAUGUUUGCACCAAACCCGUUAGUGUACUUAAACCCUAUGAGAAUGUCAGAUCGUGAUGUGGAUUUUGGUGGCAUGGACUAUAGAGAAUUUGUGUUGUGGGUUUCAAAGCUGACAAGACGAAGCUGUGAGAACUUGUACUAUUGUAGUACUCAUGAAAGAUUAGCAGAGGGUAUCAGAAGAAUCGACAAUGUUGCUGACUAUUUUGAGUUUAUUAAAGAUGGUUACAUGGAUAAACAGGAGCUAAGGAUGAACGUGUACAUUGACCACGCCGAUAAGGAGUUGUUAACAGAUAUAAGGGAAUGUGAGCAUGAACCUGAUGAAGAGGUGCAUACAUUUGACAAAACAGAUGAUGAUGAAUUCUUGAACAAGUUGUGUAGUAAACCCAUUCUCAAUAGUAAUCAAGAAGAAGUAAAUGAUGUUGAUGGUGAUAAAGAUAGUGAUAAAGAUGAUGAGGUUGUGUUCCCUGUCUUUGAUGAGAAGCAAGAAUGGGAUAAAAUGGUCCCAGUUUUAGGUAUGAAGUUUGCCAACCCUCUUGAAUUGAAGCUUUGUCUAACCAAUUAUGUUGUCAGGAAUGGGUUGUGGGCAACCUGGAUGAAGAAUGAAAGGUCUUUUCAGAUUAAGUCAUUAAUUGAUAGGCAUAAUUGUGCAAGAGUUUUCAAAUUUGGGUCCAUUGUAAGCUACAAAUGGAUUGGAACUCAUUUCAUGAAUGAUAUAAUACAGAAACCAAAGAUGAGCAUUAGGAAAUUGAAAGCUAAGGUCAGUAAAAGGUUUAACCUGAUAGCUAGUGUUGGACAAUGCAGAAAUGCUAGGAAAUAUGCAUUUCAGCAGAUAGAAGGUACUUUAAUAGAGCAUUAUGCUAAAACAUGGAGUUAUGGAGAAGAGCUAAAAAGGACAAAUCCUGGAUCAACAGUUAAGAUGGAGGUGGAUGUGAUGUCUGAUGGAGAAACAUACUUCUCAAAGUUUUAUGUGUGUUUAAAGGGUUUGAAGGAUGGAUGGAUAGAGGGUUGUAGGAGGGUAAUUAGAUUAGAUGGUUGUUUCUUAAAGGGCAUAUGCAGAGGUCAGUUGCUAGCAGCCAUUAGGAGGGAUGCAAACAACCACAUAUAUCCUGUUGCAUGGGUUGUGGUUGCAGUAGAAAAUAAAGAAUCAUGGAAGUGGUUUCUUGAUCUUCCAAUUGAUGACAUUGGAAUGUGA